This is a messenger RNA of Procambarus clarkii (red swamp crayfish), 708 nucleotides long. Its product is annotated as foot protein 1 variant 1-like. NCBI's taxonomy places the organism in Eukaryota, Metazoa, Arthropoda, Malacostraca, Decapoda, Cambaridae. The record is from RefSeq and is a predicted model, not a curated record.
AUGGCCCGCCACGGACCACCACGGAUCACCACGGACCACCACGGAUCACCACGGACCACCACGGAUCACCACGGAUCACCACGGAUCACCACGGACCACCACGGGACCACCACGGCCCACCAGAGACCACCACGGAUCACCACGGACCACCACGGGACACCACGGACCACCUCGGAUCACCACGGAUCACCACGGACCACCACGGGACACCACGGACCACAAUGGGCCACCAUGGCCCGCCACGGACCUCCACGGAUCACCACGGACCACCUCGGAUCACCACGGACCACCUCGGAUCACCACGGACCACCACGGAUCACCACGGAUCACCACGGACCACCACGGGACACCACGGACCAAAAUGGGCCAGCAUGGCCCGCCACGGACCUCCACGGAUCACCACGGACCACCUCGGAUCACCACGGACCACCUCGGAUCACCACGGACCACCACGGGACACCACGGACCACCUCGGAUCACCACGGAUCACCACGGACCACCACGGGACACCACGGACCACAAUGGGCCACCAUGGCCCGCCACGGACCUCCACGGAUCACCACGGACCACCUCGGAUCACCACGGACCACCUCGGAUCACCACGGACCACCACGGAUCACCACGGACCACCACGGGACCACCACGGGACCACCACGGCCCACCAGAGACCACCACGGACCACAACGACGAGGAAAAAACGUUGAGUGA